AUGGAGAGGUACUCGAGUGGGCGCCCACCAGCCAGGUCUCUCCGGCAGAAUCGCUGCAGAGCCUCGUCGAUGCCUUCGAGCAGUGUCAUGAAGUCGCUAAGUUUCCAGUUCGCGCUGAUGGAUGUCCUGACGACAUUGCGCAGCCACUUUAAGCUGUCUGCAAUGCCCAGCAUCGCAAGCGACGGCAUGCAGUACGCAAUCAAUGUCAGUUGCGCCGGAUGCGACGCUUGCGUGCUCUGGCCAAAGAGAGCCAGCAUUUUCACCGUGGACCCGGAGACGGGGAAGCAGCAACUUUAUGGAGCCAUCGGUUCUGUCCGAACUGAUUUCCAAUUUCCUCCAUCCCCGGGCGCUGUCCAGGCCUAUCAGAUCGAGAUGCGGGUGCCAAAGUGGUGCAUAGGACCCUUCAGGUUGAGCUUCCACAAGCGAGUGGCCGUCCACACCGACGAGCCGCUAAUGCCUGCAGAGGCAGAGGCUGCACCGAGCCCUCCGAACUCGCGCCCGACCUGUCCGAAUGGCUGCAAGCGACCUGUGGCCCGUGGAUAUGGCAUCUGCUGCCGGACGUGCAACCUCUCCAACGGCAAGAGGCAUGGUCCAGUUUGCGAACGCCGUCUUCAGGGACAAGCAGCUUCGGCGGUGGAGACAGGAGUAGAAGCCUCGCCGUCGGCCGGCAGCGCCCCCUCUUGUGACGAGGACGAGGAGGAGCUUUGCCCGGUGAGCUUGCAUGGUUGCCUAAGCCGAAUUCAGCUGUAG
Molecule: messenger RNA, 750 nt
Organism: Symbiodinium sp. CCMP2592
Lineage: Eukaryota; Dinophyceae; Suessiales; Symbiodiniaceae
Source: the annotation of a GenBank genome assembly